Molecule: messenger RNA, 3487 nt
Organism: Aedes aegypti (yellow fever mosquito)
Lineage: Eukaryota; Metazoa; Arthropoda; Insecta; Diptera; Culicidae
Exons: 7
Coding region: 345-2903 (852 amino acids)
Source: RefSeq, a predicted model, not a curated record
CUCUAGAUGGUUGGUGUGUCAUUCCUAUCGUACAUCUCCGUGCAAACGGUUCUCACCAUCAGUGUAUUGCCACCGACGACAUAUUAUUAUAACAUUGGCCACAAAAAUUCACCCCAGACAGGAAGAAGAAAAAUGUGAUCCUUUCCAGCUUGCGAGCCUGAGGGAAAGCUGAAAUGCGCGAAAUAGUUUCAACGAGCAUCGAGAGUGUGUUCUGUUGUUUGAUGCCCUGCUCGGUUUAAGUUGCUUCCUGCACCGGUUUGUAGUGUCUUUAUAGUGCUUUUAAUAAGCCCAGAAAAGAAGUCUACCAUCAGGUGAACACCCUACCAGAAGGGUGGAUCUGCAGUAUGGCGUCUUCGUAUGGUGGCAGAACCAGUUCGCCAGCCGCAUCAAUGCUCAAGUCACCUCCGACGGCUUUGCAGUUGCUGCUGGAGGAAAUAAACUUUCAACGUACCAAGGAGAUGCGACAACUGCUGAAGGAUGACGGUGGCUUCGUUGUCCUACAGGGUACCACCUAUUGGACGGAUCUCUUCGUGCGGCACUUUCUCUUCCAAACGGAAAAACAACACAGCAUCGAUUGCGAUGAUUUGCUGUUCUUCGUGCGCAAGAAACACGUCAAGGGAUCCUCCCGGGUGAUGCCAAAGUAUGAAACGGAAAUCGAAGUCUUUCGAAAGGAUUCUCGCAAACUGCCGAUCGGCGAUCCGGAUGUGGACUGGGAGGAGACGGUUUACCUGAAUCUGGUGAUCCAUCAGUUCGAUUACACGCUGACGUUGGCCAUUUGUACGAGGACUUCGCCAAAAGAGCUUCAGGUGCUGCGACGACACUCGCAGAAGGUGUACGCUUCGCCAAGUCGGAGGAAGAUGGACACCAAAGGCGAAAGCGAGGAGAUUACCUAUCCGCACAUUUGCUUCAUGGUGGACAACUUUGACGAAGUUUUCCACGAUAUUCUCGUACGGGAUGGCGAAAUGGUCUGUGUGGAGCUGGUUGCUACUGACAGGGAUGGUAGCGUUCAAGGUGUGAUAUUUUUGGGCUCGAUUCGUUACGAUGCACUGAAAAAGGUCUACGAUGCCAGGCAAUCUAGUCUUGGUUCUAAGGUGGCACAGCGCAUGUCGUUUGGUUUGUUCAGUUCUGGCGGUCCUCAAACUCGGUGCGAAUUUGUGAGGAUGAAAGGUCCCCAAGGGAAAGGACACGCCGAAAUGGCUGUGACUAAACCGAAAGGAUCUGGAGUCGAAACUCCAACCAGUGAACCUGGAUUCUGCGCCACGGACAUGUGGGACUCGGAGUGGGAAGAAGACUGCGAUGAGUACUACAACUAUCGACAUCAACGAAGGUUGAGCGACCCCAGUGCUAAUCUCAACAACUUUAGCCGAUACGGAUGGCGUGCUAAGAACACUAAUGAGUCAUCCUACGGUGGAACGAAGGCACGCUCGGAGAACGAAGGACUGGAUUGUUUGGCUAAUGAAGUGUCGGAAAUCGAAGCGGGGGAUUUGCGAGAUGAUCGUCCUGCUUCUUCGGUGUCCGAUUCGAAGCUGGCCGCCGUGUCCGGACACGGAACGCUAGGUACAGCGGCCGACCGAGCCACUACACGACGAAUCAGCCGAGGCAGUGCUGGAUCAGCCGGAUGUUGUACGUGCUUCGGACCCAGAAAACGCUGGAGCGAUACGGCUUCAGCUCAGAUGUCCGACGUGUACUACGUGCACUGUCCCAAGUGCGAAGAAGACGCUCUGGAACAGAACGAUUCACCUUCUUGUUUAAGUACGGUGUCCAAAAGCAGAUCGGCUGGAAAGCAUCCGAGCCUGCUGAUCGUGGAAAGUGAGAUAGAGUAUGGUAACGGGAAGAAGAAGACGUUGAAUAGAAGUGGAAGCUGUGGUUCAGAUAGGAAGAGCCCCAAGAAAGCGACCAUGUCCCCAUGUACGAAGAAAAAAAGCGUCAAUAACAACAAAAGUGAGAAACCUCAGGAAGCAGAGGAAGUGGAGAUAGCAGAUGACGCAGUUUCUUUGAAUGGAGAUUUAAGUGACGAGGUGGUUAAGAUUGGGGUCAUGAAUGACUUCGACGCGAAUCAAAUGAUUCGAGUCAAUGGGAAGGAGGAGUUUCCAGUAAGUGAAACUGUUAGUGCUGUGAAGACUAAAGCAAUAUCUCAGCAGAAGUCGAAUUCCAGAGGAGAUAAAACUGUGAUGAAGGAAAGCAUAAAGGAGUACCAUGAGAAGAAAUCCAAUAAAACGUCUGCAGCUUCCACAACCAGUGCCACCAAUAAUAGUGGCAGUAGAUUUUCGCUAAUGUAUCGUAAGACUAGCAAUAAGUUGUCUAUAAAGAAUAAGUAUCCCUCAGUGGAUAGCAGUACUGAAAAUGCUAAUAAUAAGCCUAAUCGUAGAAAUAGUACCAGUAGCAGCCAGAGCAGCAAAACUAAACUCAAGGAAGACGAGAAUGGCAAUUCGGGAGCCAAGAGCGAUCCCGAACGAACGGGCGAAGAACAAGAUUCUUCUCCAGAACAGGAGCGCCGUGAAAGUGCCAACAUUACAGAAGCCCUGCGUGUCCUUCGGGCCAAGAAGAUGUGCUCGACGUUACCCAAGAUGAAGAAACUGAGCUACAAUAGCUUUUAUCUCAGGCCGCAUAGCUUGGUUGGGGGACGAUUGAUCGAACAUGUGCCUAAAAGACGUACCCCGGAUGGAACCGAUAUCUACUAUUGGUGUGAUUAUCAUCCUAAGCGAGGAAAAGAACUUGACGACGGCGCUUACAACCCGCUCUGGACAACGAAGGGUUUUACCCAGACGUUCCAUUUCUGGAAGGAAAACCGACGUCAGCAGUCGACGCCGCUGAAUGCAUUCCUUACUUAUGUGACGUUGCCUUGGUGGAGCAUAGCGAAAGAUCUCCUGGAUCAUCGUGAACAACCGAUUCUCACGUUCUAGUCGAUCUAAAUGGUGCAACAUUCCUAUGGGCUUUGCAUACUACGAAACAUCACCGCUACUUCUAAGCACUUGUAGUCACUAUUAUAUUUUUCUACCAUUUUGAAAUACUGAACGAAAGCGAUCUGAAACAACUCCGUUGAUGCUUGAAUAUUAUUUAUUACAAAAAAAGUGAAGAAAAUUCGACGAACCAUUCUGUUUCUUAGGUAGGAGAACAUAAAUUUGUACACCAUGUUAACGGUGAAAUUAGGACGAACCAAUAAAAACUAGUCAUUUCCAAGGAAUUGUAAACGUGAUCGUUGAUGAAAAUUUAAGUUCCGACUACGACGUAAAAUGCUUACAAGGUGUUGCCACGCCAUUCUCUUCUAACUAACCGUAACUAAAACAACUGCUGCUAGGUUUUCACUUUUGUUAUGUUCCAUGUAACAGUAACUCGUAAAUAAUAAUCUAUUGAAUUACAUAUUGUUAAACACACGGUAAUUCUAGAAGAACUAUACCUUUACUUUUUGCGUAAAGUAAGGUACGCAAAAGCAUGGUCAUCCUGAAGGAUAGCAAGAACAAAUAAACACAUUAACGGAUACAAUAUA